AUGCGCCAUCAGUGUCGCCCUCCGCCACAUGGUGGCAUAGCUUAUGCGUGGAGGGCAAUCUCGCUGGAGCGGUUCCUGGCCCUCUUCGGCAUCUGCACAGGCGUCGCGGCGGCGUCACCCGUCGCAUCCGUGUCGUCGUCACUAGGUGCCGUGGUGCAAUCCUCGACGCCGCUCGCUGAGCGGCAGCGUUUCGUCCGCCUGUGCUGGGUGAGGGGCGGUUGUGGUGGCUGCGACCAGUAUGCGCCACAAGUGCGACGUGCCUUGUCUGUCUCCUUCGUUGCCGUGACCGCUGCAGAAGCUCCAUCAGCCCUUGCGUCGUACGCGCGACAUGCCGUAAUUGUGGCAGACCAGGGCCAGCAGUCUGAGGCACAGCACGUCGCCGUGUAUGACGGCGAUGUUGUGAGAGAGGCGAGUGGCGUGGUUGCGGACAUGGGGGAGGCAGCUGAGGAGGGCUAUAUGCCAGAGCGCCACGUGGAGAAUGCAGAGGCGCUCCUGCGAGAGAUGUUUGGGCCCCUGGCGAAACUUGUCCUGCACCGCAUCCCUCAUCGUCGCCGGCCGGCAGCGGCCGCGGCAGAUGCCGAGACGCGCACAGCAACCGAGGAUGAGCAAGCCGAGGCAGACGACGUCGUGAUGCACGACAGUCACGAUGCGGGCGAGGAUGCGCCGACAAUGAACGAUCUAGGGAGUGCGACAGCGCCGCCAGCGCUGCCUCACCCACACCAACAAGAGCAGCAGUUCUACUACCGAGUCUCGGCGACCUUCCGUCAGCUCGGCUUUCCCGUCGAGCUGGCUGUCGCGAACGGCCUGCAUGCAAGGGAAACCAUUGAGGCAUGUCUUCAACAAGCCUUGUCUAGUGAUGUCAAGUUUAUCUCCGUUACCAGCAACCAUGGGCACGCAAACAACCAGCAGCGUCGCUUCGGCAGAGGUAGGGGACGAGGAAGGCACCAGCAGCAUGAACGGAGCAACAUCAACUCGAUAGGGUUCCCAAGUCACGGUGGCAGCGGGGACGGAGCCUCCUCUCGACUUACACCGCACCAGCAAGAGCUGAAGGCCAUCAUGAGCGACCUGCGGCAGCUCUGCGCCCAUUUUAGCCGCACGGUCAAGUUUUCUGUGAAGCCACCACUCCAGGCGAGCAUGUCGCACUUCCCUGCGGAGGGGGUAGGCGCUGCGACGGCUGAGGUGAUGGCGAGGCCGUGGCGCUGCCGCUGCUAUGUCAAGGAGGAGUGGAGUACUUCACCCCAGGCUCGACUUGCUUACGAAGCAUGCGGCAGUAGCCCCAACGACGCCUUUGUCCGCUGUGUCGUAGAACUUCGGCGACAGUACAGGGACGAGAUGGACUCCACAGGCGUGACUCAGGAGGGCGUGCGUGAGGUGGCGGCGCUUGUACAGGGACACCGAAAGACAGUGACAGCGACCUGGAAGGAGGAAACUGCUGGUGGCAUGUCGGGGGCGACGACCGCAGAAAGCAACUCGGAGGAGCAGGCGCAAGACGGCGCAUCUGCGACGCGGGCGACAGCGCAUGCGAGCUCGUUCAGCUCUCUGACGCAGCCGCCUACGUACAGUACCCAGCUGCAGUUAACGGACGCGCGAGGGAACACCGCCGUGUACAACGCACGCCGCCAGGCCUCACCGUACGUCGGAUACCAGACAGCGGCGAUGAGCGCCAUUCGUUCGGAGAGCGCGUGGGACAGCGAGGCACACUUGCUAUCUGAGAGGUUGGAGCCGGCGCCUUUGCUGUGGCGGCUGCGGUGGCAGUUCGACAUGCUGGUGGAUCACAUCUGCCGUGUAACAGGCAAGCCGCCCUUGGAGGUUGCUUGGAUUAAGUUGGGUGGCACCGGCGACGACGGCGGUGACGCCGAGCCGGCGAAGCAAGAGACCAACGGCACUGCAAUGACUGACAGCGGUGCGGCUCCCACGCGCCCCCCGACCGACACCCCUGUUAACCUCCCCAUCGUCUUCACCGGAUCCCUCUUUGUUGAAAAUAAUGCACUGGCGUGGCAGACGGCCGGGAAGGGGCGGUAUCGCGUGGAGUUCGACACCUAUGUUCAGGCUGUGUACUACCUGCUGGACCAGUAUGGCGACUGCCUAAGCGCACUCCCAUGCAUGGCUGCUGGGCAAGGCGAGGGUCUCCUGUUUCCCAGUGCUGGCGUGCUGGAGCUGCAGGUGCUGCGGCACGACACGUUUCCUAUCCUGAAUCACCACCGGGGCAAGUGGAACUGCUACGCGAUUCUGGGCUCGAUUACUAUGCACCUGCUUGGUUGCCCCUUCCAGACCCAUUACCACUUUGACCUCGCGACGAAGGAGUGGGUGUCGACGGUGACCGUCAACAAUGGCCGGCAGUCGAGUUACCCUCUCUCGCAGCGCCGCUCUAAGAUGAAAGGAGAGGCGUGGCGAUAUGCGUGUCUCGACGCCAUCCGGGACAACUUCCCUCGCCAAUACGCCGCUGUUCUAGAGAAGCACCCUGAUGUUGAUCUCUCUGCUGACAACGGGGCACGCGGGCAGCGCUACCGCGCAUUGCCUCGAGAAAAACGUAUCGCGCACAUGGGCAGCUUCGUAGCCAUGGUAAUGACCUUCGCCGAGGAGGAUCUAGGGUGGAGGCAGCCGCGUGUCCGACUUCGCAACUUGUCCGGAGAUCUUGGCCUACCGCAGUGGAUUGCCGAGAUGGAGGCCCAGGUGGAGGGGGAGGAGGAGCGGCGCGUGGUGGCCGUCUCGCCAGCCUUCUUGCAGGUGCGGCAGGCGCGCAAGUCCCUGUUCUUCCGACUGGCGAAGCAGUACUUUCCGAAAGAGUUGAAGACUUAUCAAUCCCUGAACCGCAACGAUAGCGAUGACCCUGAGAUGGACAUCAACGUACGCCGCACAAGACUCUACGACCCCAAGAGCAUUUUUGACGGGUCGAUGCUGAGGCACGUCACCUCACUGAUGGAGCGCGACCAUGCAACGAUUGCCCCGAUAAAGGUCACCUUAGAGGCGCGCGCACGCCAGCAGGAUCCACACGGAACUGAUGCAGCGAUCGGGCAGUCGAUAGCAGGCGACGACCUUGAUGACAUGGAGCUCGACAUCAACUACUCGGAUGGAGAUACGUGGCUUCUGCUCAGCCAGCAGCCAGAGAUGCUGCUGCGCCCCCUGAGCCUGUCGUACAGCGCACAAGUCCUGGGCGAGCGCGGCAACGUCCUGAUCGCUGACUACGACUCCAGUCGCGCCACCACACCGGCCGAUGCGGAGGCCAUUCCGGUACUCGUGACGGCACUCAAGUCUGCUUCCUGCCACCUCGCCGGUGCGGACGCGGAGACGCUAUGGACGGAGUACGAAACCUACCCGGUGACUGGCGCCGGCUCUAACCGCGAGCUGUCCAUCGCUCUCUUUGGGGCGUUCUUUGGGCACAAUGCGAAUGUCGCGGUGGAGGCAGCGACUCCAGCAGCAAGCAGCGCGGAGGGCGAACCGGCGCGAGCAGGUGGCGUACCCUCUCUCGGGGUAGCUGAUCUACCGGAUGCCAUGAACGACCCCGCCGCGCCGGUGAACGUGAUCGUGACUGGGGUGGGGAGCUACUGGUUUGGCACUGUCGUCCUCCCGCGCUUCGGUAUGUUGCCGAUUGCCAGAGCGGUCGCCACAUCCAAGCGCCGGUGUGUUCGAGACGCCCUCACGCUGGCAACUCGCCGCAGCUUUCCACGCGUGUUGCAGUACAUUAUCAAACGUGACAUGGCGUCAGCAACGGUGGCGACCGAAGUUCUCUCCGAGCCUAUCAUCGAGCAGCUCCCGCCCGAGGUCUGCCGCGACGUGUUGGCACAGCUUGCCAAAGCCAGACGCAACCAGCCGCCGCCGCCAUUUCGUCUGCUACUGCGCUGCAUGAAGUCGGCAUAUCCGCUGCGUGACCACCGCAUCCGCGUUCAGAGCUCGUACGACACAACGCACGGGUUCCAGUAUCGCCUCUACCUCCAGCGUGGCUUGAUUGUGCGGCAGGGCAGCACACAGCUGGUGGGAUACGGCGCCUCCACCUCGACCCAGUCAGAGGCAUUGUACCGUGCCGCCGUGAUGGCGCUGGAGAACCUCUUCGAAACAGCCCUGCACGCAGCCGAGACAAUGCAGCCGGGCUACCGCUCGCUAAGUGCGUCAGACCCUCAACGACCGUGA
This is a messenger RNA of Leishmania mexicana MHOM/GT/2001/U1103, 4128 nucleotides long. RefSeq lists its product as hypothetical. The coding region runs from base 1 to 4128 and encodes 1375 amino acids. The transcript has a single exon. NCBI's taxonomy places the organism in Eukaryota, Euglenozoa, Kinetoplastea, Trypanosomatida, Trypanosomatidae. The record is from RefSeq and is a predicted model, not a curated record.